Molecule: messenger RNA, 1479 nt
Organism: Mustela lutreola (European mink)
Lineage: Eukaryota; Metazoa; Chordata; Mammalia; Carnivora; Mustelidae
Gene: FAH
Product: fumarylacetoacetate hydrolase
Exons: 14
Coding region: 93-1352 (419 amino acids)
Biological process (GO): L-tyrosine catabolic process; homogentisate catabolic process; L-phenylalanine catabolic process
Molecular function (GO): fumarylacetoacetase activity
Source: RefSeq, a predicted model, not a curated record
GCGGGGCCUGGGGUCGAGAGCAGAAGCCCCGGGGCGCGAUCCCGCCUGACCCAGCUGAGUGCAGCCGGAGACCCUGCUCACUACUGACCAGCAUGUCCUUCGUCGCGGUGGCCGAGGAUUCGGACUUCCCCAUCCACAACCUGCCUUACGGCGUCUUUUCCACCCCAGGCAACCCAAGGCCAAGGAUCGGUGUGGCCAUUGGCGACCAGAUCCUGGACCUCAGUGUCAUUAAGCACCUCUUCACGGGGCCUGUCCUCUCCAGACACCAGGAUGUCUUCGAUCAGCCCACCCUCAACAGCUUCAUGGGCCUGGGUCAGGCUGCCUGGAAGGAGGCGAGAGCGUUCUUGCAGAACCUGCUGUCCGCCAGCCACGCCAGGCUCCGGGACGACACGGAGCUUCGGAGACGGGCGUUCACUGCCCAGGCUUCAGCUGUGAUGCACCUGCCGGCCGCCAUAGGUGACUACACGGACUUCUACUCGUCCCGGCAGCACGCCACCAACGUGGGGAUCAUGUUCCGCGGCAAGGAGAACGCGCUGAUGCCUAACUGGCUGCACAUUCCCGUGGGCUACCACGGCCGCGCCUCCUCCGUUGUGGUGUCCGGCACCCCGAUCCGCAGGCCCAUGGGCCAGAUGAGACCCGACGACUCUAAGCCGCCCGUCUACGGCGCCUGCAGGCUCUUGGACUUGGAGCUGGAGAUGGCUUUCUUUGUAGGCCCUGGGAACAACUUUGGAGAGCCGAUCCCCAUUUCCAGGGCCCAUGAGCACAUUUUUGGAAUGGUCCUUAUGAACGACUGGAGUGCUCGGGACAUUCAGAAGUGGGAGUAUGUCCCUCUUGGGCCAUUCCUCGGGAAGAGUUUUGGAACCACCAUCUCCCCGUGGGUGGUGCCCAUGGAGGCCCUCAUGCCGUUCGUCGUGCCCAACCCGGAGCAGGACCCCAAGCCCCUCCCGUAUCUGCGCCACGACCGGCCCUACACGUUCGACAUCAGCCUCUCCGUCGCCCUGAAAGGAGAAGGAAUGAGCCGGGCAGCCACGGUGUGCAAGUCCAAUUUUAAGCACAUGUAUUGGACAAUGCUCCAGCAGCUGACCCACCACACCGUCAACGGCUGCAACCUGCGCCCUGGGGACCUGCUGGCUUCUGGAACCAUCAGCGGGCCGGAGCCGGAGAGCUUCGGGUCCCUGCUGGAGCUGUCGUGGAGGGGAACAAAGGCCAUUGACCUGGGGGACGGACACACCAGGAAGUUUCUACUGGACGGCGACGAAGUCAUCAUAACUGGACACUGCCAGGGGAACGGGUACCGCAUCGGCUUUGGCCAGUGUGCCGGGAAAGUGCUGCCCGCCCUCUCGCCCGCGUGACCGUCUCUGCGUUGCUGGACGUGAGGAGCUCCCCACCCUGUCUGGGCGUCAGCGGCUGUCCGUGGGGCUGUGGGCCUGGUGCUUCAUGCAGGGGUGAAUAAAGUCCGUGUGCUCGGCCUUCCCACUC